AUGUCGGAGUUGAUUGUAGUGGAGUUGAUUGUGGCGGAGUUGAUUGUGGCGGAGUUGAUUGUGGCGGAGUUGAUUGUGGCGGAGUUGAUUGUGGCGGAGUUGAUUGUGGCGGAUUUGAUGGUGGCGGAGAUUGCCGUUGGUGGAGUUCAUUAUGGCGGAGAUCACCGGGCAGAAAUCCACAGAGAUUCUUGGGACAGUCGUCACUGCAGGGGACUUCACUGCGGGGGACUUCAUUGCGGGGGACUUCACUGCGGGGGACUUCACUGCGGGGGACUUCACUGCGGGGGACUUCACUGCGGGGGACUUCACUGCGGGGGACUUCACUGCGGGGAGUUCACUGCGGGGGAGUUCACUGCGGGGGAUUCAUUGCGGGGGACUUCACUGCGGGGGACUUCACUGCGGGGGACUUUCACUGCGGGGGACUUCACUGCGGGGGACUUCACUGCGGGGGAACUUCACUGCGGGGGACUUCACUGGCGGGGGAACUUCACUGCGGGGGACUUCACUGCGGGGGGACUUCACUGCGGGGGACUUCACUGCGGGGGAACUUCACUGGCGGGGGACUUCACUGCGGGGGACUUCACUGCGGGGGACUUCACUGCGGGGGACUUCACUGGGGGGGACUUCACUGCGGGGGACUUCACUGCGGGGGACUUCACUGGCGGGGACUUCACUGCGGGACUUACUGCGGGGGACUUCACUGCGGGGGACUUCACUGCGGGGGACUUCACUGCGGGGACUUCACAUGCGGGGGACUUCACUGCGGGGGACUUUCACUGCGGGGGACUUCACUGCGGGGGACUUCACUGCGGGGGACUUCACUGCGGGGGACUUCACUGCGGGGGACUUCACUGCCGGGGACUUCACUGCGGGGGACUUCACUGCGGGGGACUUCACUGCAGUGAACUCCACCGCAGUGAACUCCACCGCAGUGAACUCCACCGCAGUUGA
Molecule: messenger RNA, 951 nt
Organism: Tigriopus californicus
Lineage: Eukaryota; Metazoa; Arthropoda; Copepoda; Harpacticoida; Harpacticidae
Exons: 2
Coding region: 1-951 (316 amino acids)
Source: RefSeq, a predicted model, not a curated record